AUGACAUUUACAACCGAAUCAGUCAUUUUCCGCGAUGCAAACGCCACUAUACAUACCUCAGUAAAGGAUUGUUUGACCGAAGCCGGGCGAUUUUAUGGCUUACUGACGGUGGCAGCCGCGCAUAAAAGCGUUAUUUUCGGGCGGCAGUUGGAUCUUACCGGUUCAUCUUCAGAGAACCACAAAGAUUCAUCUGACCUAGACUACAGUGUGAUGAAAGGCAAAUGUAUACAAGCCUUGAAUAGGGAACUGCGAGAUUCUUCUCAAGCUUUUGGUCGCACUGCAAUUAAGAUUGUUAUUCAUCUGAUAGCUAGCUCUGUAAGUACUAAGAAGAAACGGGUUCAAAGCAAUACAACCACACACCUCUCUGUUCCAAACCCUCAAGCUAACAAUGAACAGUUAAUAUUGGGGUUUUAUGUGGAAGCACAGACACAUCUUACCGGGCUUAGGAAGAUGGUUGAACUAUGCGGAGGGUUGGCAAGUCGAGGGCUUCGAAGUCCUAGUCUUACCCAUGCUAUCGUAUGGAGCGACCAUAAAAUAGCAACUGGGCUAAUGUCCAAGCCAAUAUUUACAUUACCGUGGGAACCUGCACCUUUGACGGCAGAACUAAGACAGCAGAUUUGUCCCUCGCCAUCAUCACAUUUGACACUCCUCGGUAGUGCUUUUUGGAAUGAGCACUCCUCAGAGUUCAGCCAGUCUUUGAUUCACAGUGUUAAAAAAUUGCGAGACACUCUUUAUUAUCAGAAUUUAAUCAUGGAACAAGAACGAGAAGAAAAACGGGAUAAUCAAACCUACCUAUUUCAGCUCUAUAAGCUGAUAAUUGAAGCUGAACACGACUUACUUAGUUACCCAUUCCAAAUAUCGGGAAAUAGUUGUGAAACCUCCCAUACAGCGAAUCUCAAUUCCAAAGAAGCAAUGGCGCGGAUGGGAUGUAUAUGUGUCUUCAACUCCAUUGUCAUUGUCACACCUCCAGCGGCCGGAAUGGGACGAUCGCUUACCAAUUUUAUGAAGAAAUCGAUCUGCACGUUCACCGACCAAUACCCGUUCCUUCAAUUCACGAUUCCAGAUCUGAAUCUUCUUGCCUGGGUGCUGUUCAUUGGUGCCCAGGGCUCUCUGAACCAGCCUGAAUAUACGUGGUUUGUCAGUGGCCUGGCUGACGUUGUUAAACUGCGGAUCUGGGGAAAUUGGGCCGAUGUUGUUAGUGAAUUGCAACGAUACAUCUUCAUGCCACGAGUUCAGGACGUGAUAUGGCGGUCUAUAUGGGAAGAUGCCAUUUCCGUCCGCGACAGACGUGAGUAG
This is a messenger RNA of Talaromyces proteolyticus, 1296 nucleotides long. RefSeq lists its product as uncharacterized. The transcript is spliced from 2 exons. The record is from RefSeq and is a predicted model, not a curated record. The coding region runs from base 1 to 1296 and encodes 431 amino acids. NCBI's taxonomy places the organism in Eukaryota, Fungi, Ascomycota, Eurotiomycetes, Eurotiales, Trichocomaceae.